Stylophora pistillata is the source of this 978-nucleotide messenger RNA. RefSeq names its product C-type lectin-like. The record is from RefSeq and is a predicted model, not a curated record. Lineage: Eukaryota; Metazoa; Cnidaria; Anthozoa; Scleractinia; Pocilloporidae.
GCAGCAGCUGCAUGCAGAUCCAAAGAAUUAUUGUUCAGACGAGGGAGAUGGCUGCGCCACAUCGUGCGAUAAGGCAAAUUGGUAGAACCCAAUAAUGAUAAUUUCAUUUCUUUGUGUGGUCGCGCUCUAUUUGCCUUCAAAAGGAUUUGACGAGGAUUUAACAGGUUGGACUUGUCCUCGAGACUGGUUAUACUUCAACGGCUCAUGCUAUCGAGCUCAUGACACUAAACUGUCAUGGUUUGACGCAAGGGUGGCUUGCGAGAAAAACGAAGGAGAACUGCUUAGCAUCAACUCUGAGGGAGAACAGCAGUUCGUAUACAAACGCAUGGCAGUUAACAAAACGUUUUGGAUCGGCUUGGUGAAAGAUAACAGCUCUCGAAGGUUCCACUGGUCGAAUAGGGAGGAGCUAGCUUACUUGAACUGGAUCCCUGGAGAGGGAAAGAUUACGGGUGACGAGGACUGUGGUGAAAUGACAGACUACAGUUCAUUUCAUGGCCAGUGGAACGACAAAAGCUGCUCCAAAGAACAGCCCUACAUCUGUGAAAAAGAUGCAGUGAGGGGACGAUAUUUCAAGAGAUUGCCAAACACACAGUUGACUGAGCAUGUGAUCGACCAGUUGAUCGUACAAAGUGACAUUGAAUGUUUGCUCUGGUGUGGACGCAACCAAAACUGCACAUCAGUUAACUAUAGACCAGGAGACUCGCCAUCAACGAGCCUUUGUGAGAUAAACGCUGCAAUCGCAAACGAGUUUCCCGAAGAUAUGGUGAAGAGCGAGGAAUUCGAUUACUAUGAGGCUUUGGUUGAAGAUAUUUGACUCACUGGCCCCUCCCUGGUGACCAUUGGCAAUCAUGAACCGUUUAGUUUUUAGGUCAGUAAUGUAAGGUUUCUUAUUUUUGCAGCGAGGUGCAAAUAAAUAAAUAAAUAAUUGGUAAGUAACCAUAAAAAAAAAUUUUACAACGCUUGGUUGGUUUUAGUCUC